UCGUAACUGGAAUAGGUCAACAAGCGCGCAUGAUCAUAUAAAUUAGGCAGAGCUAUGUGAAUAAUCUCCUAUCUUGUCACUAACAUUCGACAAAACCCCAAGGGAAACCUGUCAAAGUGCUGUGGUUCGUAGCCGACUCAACCCCACUAAUACUGAUCCUCGCCUGUGUCGAAAUUCUUUUCUACCAUCCUUGCCUGUCGCAAACUUGACCUUGCUCAUUUUGCUUACGCCUUGAUUUUCCUAGACGCUCACCAUGGAGGGCGCAGGAUUCACAGAAGAGGUCGAUCUCUACGAGCUCCUCUCCAUCGAGAAGACGGCCUCGGGCGACGAGAUCAAGAAGGCCUACCGCAAGGCGGCCUUGAAGUACCAUCCCGACAAGGUCCCCGAGGAGCAACGCGCCGAGUCGGAAAUCAAGUUCAAGGAGGUCACGCAAGCCUACGACAUCCUCGGCGACGAUGACAAACGCCACCUCUACGACACCCACGGCAUGGCCGCCUUUGACAAGUCCCGCGGCGGGCCCGGCGCAGGCGGCGAGGAGGUGGACCUGAACGAUAUCCUGUCGCAGAUGUUCGGCUUCAACAUGGGUGCCGGCGGCCCUGGUGGCAUGCCCGGUGGCGGUGGUCCUAGGAGGCCACGCAAGGGCCCCAACGAGGAGCAGGAGUACAAGGUCACGCUCGAGGAGCUCUACCGUGGCAAGACGGUCAAGUUCGCCGCCAACAAGCAGAUUGUGUGCGGAUCCUGCAAGGGCUCCGGAGGCCGGGAGAAGGCCAAGUCGGCAACCUGCGAUCGUUGCAAGGGCCAGGGCAUGCAGGAUGCGAUCCGCCAGAUCGGCCCCGGCAUGAUGCGCCGCGAGACCGUCCUCUGCGACCACUGCGCGGGCUCGGGCCAGGUCUACAAGGAGAAGGACAGGUGCAAGAAGUGCAAGGGCAAGCGCACGGUGCAGGAGAAGAAGGCGCUCGAGAUCUACAUCCCACGAGGCUCGAUGCACGGCGAGCGCAUCGUGCUCGAGGGCGAGGCUGACCAGAACCCGGAUCAGAUCCCGGGAGACAUCAUCUUCACCUUGGUGGAGGAACCCCACGAUGAUUUCACCCGCCUCGGCUACGACUUGUCGGCGGAGCUCAAGAUCACCCUCGGCGAGGCGCUCGGCGGGUUCUCGCGAACAGUGUUGAAGCAUCUCGACGGCCGUGGUAUCGCACUCGAGCGCCCGAGAGGGUCCAUCUUGAGGCCAGGCGACUGCCUCAAGAUUGAGGGCGAGGGUAUGCCCAUGAAGAAGGGCGAUGCCAAGGGUGACCUGUAUCUCCUUGUGGACAUUGAGUUCCCCGAGGACGGCUGGCUCAAGGACGACAAGGAGUACGACUCGUUACAGAAGAUGCUGCCGCCGCCAAACCCUCCCAUAGAGGCGGAAGAGGUGGAUGAGGUGGAAUAUGAGGAAGACGCAGAUAUUGAGCAGAUGGGGGCCAACUCAGGCGACCCGCGCUUUGCGACCGAGUGGGAGGACGAGGAUGACAUGGAUGAUGGUCAGGCACAAUGCCAGACACAGUAGUUUGCUGGAGGUACAUAGCAGCGAGCAGGAUAACGACGUGACGACGGCUGGCGAAAUCUUGAUAGACGGCAUAGUUGGGGUUGGUGCGCAUGAACAUCACCGCUCAACAAGGUCGCCCUCUGCGACAGCGCAUGCCGGCGCUGGGCGCAAAAUUAACGAAAUAAAGUAUCACUUUCAGCAAGAGCAUUUAAAAGAAAUGGUUUAUUUUAUUUAUCCAUGAA
Emericellopsis atlantica is the source of this 1764-nucleotide messenger RNA. Its product is annotated as putative DnaJ domain protein. Gene Ontology annotation, biological process: protein refolding; response to heat. The record is from RefSeq and is a predicted model, not a curated record. Gene Ontology annotation, molecular function: Hsp70 protein binding; ATP binding. The transcript has 3 exons. Bases 254 to 1543 code for a protein of 429 amino acids. Lineage: Eukaryota; Fungi; Ascomycota; Sordariomycetes; Hypocreales; Bionectriaceae. Gene Ontology annotation, cellular component: cytoplasm.